AUGCAGGUGCUGUUCUUCUCCCAUCCGGAAAGGGCACAGCAGCUGACCAAGGGGAUCCUGACAGAGGCCAAGACCAAGAUCCGCCUUGUCAACCACUCAGAAUCGACCAUGCAGAUCCGGUUGAUGAAAGCCAGUGCAAUUGGAAGGCUGGUGACUGUAUGUGGGACAGUGGUCCGCAUCGGCGCUGUGAGGCCCCAGAUCACCCAGAUGGACUUCACCUGCAACAAAUGCAGCACCAGCAGCACUUGCCAGUUUGAGGAGGGCAGGUUCACUCCCCCACAGUCCUGCCCUGCCGAAGGCUGCCGCAGCAAGAGCUUCGAGCCCCUGAGAUCAUCCGCCCAGAGCAUCGACUGGCAGAAAAUCAGAGUCCAGGAGCUUCAAAACGCGCACAGAGACAGCGGCGGCCAAAUUCCCAGGACAAUAGAGGUGGAGCUGAAGGAGGAUUUGGUGGACAGCUGCACAGCUGGCGAUGUGGUCACUGUCGUGGGCAUUGUGAAGGUGGUCAACACAGAAGUUGUGCCAGGCGGGAACAAGGCAAAGAAUGCAAAGGCGCUCUUCCUGCUCUUCCUGGAUGCAAUCUCCAUCGUUGCCAAGCGCAGCUCUGUGACAAGGGCUGUUCAAACAACCGACGGUUUUGUGAAGGCAGAGCAGCUAUCUCAGGAGCCAUUGGAGGAGUCAGUGCCGCCCAACAUGGACUCCUUCAGCACGCGCGACCUCAGCUUCAUCGUCAAGUUCCACACAGAGUUCUCAGGGCAGCAGUUCCGCCACCUGGUGCAUGCCCUGUGCCCUUCCAUCUACGGCCAUGAGCUUGUCAAGGCUGGGCUGGUGCUGGCGUUGCUGGGCGGAGUGCGCAAGAAUGUGGGUGCUCUGGACGCGGUGCCCAUCCGCGGCGACAUCCACAUCCUCAUGUGCGGGGACCCUGGGCUGGGCAAGAGCCAGCUGCUGCAGGCGGCGGCAGCGGUGGCGCCGCGGGGCGUGUACGUGUGCGGAAACACGAGCACGAGCGCGGGGCUAACGGUGUCGGUGGUGAAGGACGCGGUGACGGGCGACCACGUGUUCGAGGCGGGCGCGCUCGUGCUGGCCGACCGCGGCGCCUGCUGCGCGCUGCUGGCAGCAAUGGAGCAGGGUGAGGUGGCGGUGGCGAGGGCAGGCAUCUGCGCAGCGCUGCCGGCAAGGACGGCGGUGCUGGGCGCGGCGAAUCCGGUGGGCGGCAGCUGGAAUCGCGCCAAGACAGUGCAGCAGAACGUGGGCCUCAGCGCCGCCAUGCUGUCGCGCUUCGAUUUGGUUUUUGUGAUGCGCGACUCGCCGGACGCCGCCCUAGACCAACGCCUGUCCGAGCAUGUGCUGGCCCUGCAUUCUGGCGAGGUGGACCGUGCACAGGCGGCAAAGCAGCGGCUGAAGAGGCACAGGGCGGCCAGGGGCCUGCAGCCAGGCGGCGCUGCAAUCCCCAGCAACGGGGAGCGCGUCUCACUGGAGGAGCAGCUGCUUGUGUACACUGCAGCCGACGCUGACCCCGUGCCGCAGCAGCUGCUGCGCAAGUACAUCGCGUAUGCACGUGCACACGUGCACCCGGUUCUGUCCAACGCUGCCAAGCAGGUGCUGAAGGAGUUUUAUCUGGAGCUGCGGAGGAAGGCGGUGGUGUCGGAGGGGGGCCUUCCCAUCACGACGCGCCAGCUGGAGUCCCUCGUGCGCCUGGCCGAAGCCCGAGCGCGCGCCGACCUCCGCCAGGAGGUGACGCGGGCGGAUGCUGAGGACGUGGUGGACAUAAUGAGCGGCUGCCUGCUAGAUAAGCUGCUGGACGACACCGGCCUCCUUGACUUCAGGAACACCGGCAGCAAGAGCAAGCAGGCGCGCUGCUCUUAG
Molecule: messenger RNA, 1863 nt
Organism: Coccomyxa subellipsoidea C-169
Lineage: Eukaryota; Viridiplantae; Chlorophyta; Trebouxiophyceae; Coccomyxaceae
Product: MCM-domain-containing protein
Exons: 10
Coding region: 1-1863 (620 amino acids)
Cellular component (GO): MCM complex; nucleus
Molecular function (GO): single-stranded DNA helicase activity; single-stranded DNA binding; ATP binding
Source: RefSeq, a predicted model, not a curated record